Messenger RNA from Trichomycterus rosablanca, 2113 nucleotides. It is a transcript of the gene gpnmb, whose product is annotated as glycoprotein (transmembrane) nmb. Bases 130 to 1884 code for a protein of 584 amino acids. Gene Ontology annotation, molecular function: integrin binding. NCBI's taxonomy places the organism in Eukaryota, Metazoa, Chordata, Actinopteri, Siluriformes, Trichomycteridae. The record is from RefSeq and is a predicted model, not a curated record. Gene Ontology annotation, cellular component: plasma membrane. The transcript is spliced from 12 exons. Gene Ontology annotation, biological process: cell adhesion.
UUUUAACCAACCUUUUUUGUCAAAUAUUUAACAUGUUAUUCCUCCCAUGUUUUAAAUACAAACCAGUAGGUGGAUAGGCUGCUUCAAAUUUUCUCCGGAUGUUUGAGAGUGUAAACAGCAUAUGGGGACAUGUUUCUUCAUAAGCACAACUCUCCAUUACCGUUCCCAAUUCAAAUUCAUGGAUGGAACCCUGACACCAGUUCCUGGGAUGAGUCGCUGUACCCUCCUUUGGCCAGAGAAUUUACCCGCAGGCACAAUAAAGCAAGUGUGCAUCUUACCAGCAACAGUCCAGCUAUCGGUGGUUCUCUGAUCACAUUUACUGCUAGACUGGAGUGCAAGAAAGAGGACCUUAAUGGAAACCUUUUAUCCGACCAGCACUGUGAAGACGCUAAUGGACAGGCGCUUUCUGCACAUAUGCGUAACUGGAGUUCCUGGUUGGAUUAUUAUGGAUUUGAAAAGUGCACAGACCUAAAGCACUGUGACGUGUUCCCGGAUAGAAAGCCAUUUCCACAAUCAAGUGACUGGAGACACAAGGGCUAUGUCUACAUUUGGCAUACUAUGGGUCAGUACUAUGAGACAUGUGAUGGUUCCUCUUCCAGUCUUAAGCUCAAUACAACAGACUGGACACUUGGAGCCGGCAUGAUGGAGGUCUUGGUGUACCGCAAACAGGAACGCAGAAAAUACAUCCCUUUUUCCACUGAUAGCACAGUGUUCUGGGUCACAGAUAAGAUCCCUUUGGCUGUUAAUAUUUCCCAAAAAGAAGCAGCAAACAUCACAGAGAGAAACACUUUUAUUAAGGGCUACAACAUCAUCUUCAAAGUACAGGUUCAUGACCCGAGCAACUACCUGAAGACUGUCAAUGCAGUUGACUUUAUAUGGGACUUUCACGAUGGCAACCAGCUGAUCACACACAGCAAUGUGGCAACUCAUGCCUACAGCAUGAUAGGCAACAUAACAGUGAAGCUGGUAGUACAGGCAGCAUUCCGUACUAUGUGCCCUCCACCCACAACUACAAUCAUGCACUUCACACAGUCACACACUAAAGCAGGUCCUCACAUGACCACUGCCAAACUGGAGACCACAAAAGCUACCACUCUACUAUCAACCACUGAUCAGCAUGUUCCAACAACAACUGCCAUUCCCUCAACUGAGCCUGAGCCUACUGACCCCAAGAUGAUAAAUGCCACAGUGACUCCUGGUUCAGAAAUAAAUUUCACAAGUGUGAUUCCUACAUUCCUCUCUAUAGUGCACGACACACACUUCACUGAAUCACAGUGUUUCCGCUACAUGUAUGGAACUUUUGAAGAGCAAAUUUUUAUUGUUGAACCUCAUCCACCUCUGCUCAGCUUACCACCUAUCCGAAUUGUUAAUGUGUCUGCUGUCAAGGUGGCAAAUUCGACUGUAAACUUUGUGGUGACAUGUCUGAGCAGUAUGCCUUUCUCAGCAUGCACCAUUGUGGCUGAUUCCACUUGCCGUCAGUUAAAAAGCAUUGAGUGUGAUGAUGUGAAGCCAACUGAUGAAGGCUGUCAGUUCACUUUGAAACGUGCAUUUCAAGAGCCUGGUACCUACUGUGUCAACAUCACUCUGGGGGCGUCUGGCCACUUGGCACUCAGUACCUCCACUGUGACCAUUGCCAACAGUUCAGAGAACAAUUUGAUCGGCUCUCCAGGUGCAGCUGAGGUUGUGCUGUCUUCAAGUGCUGUUCUUGCUGCAAUCUUUGGUGUUAUUGCUUUCAUUUUGUACAGGCGCAACAAGAUGUAUCGACCAGUAAGGCGUUCAAUGCUGGAAGAUGCUGAAGAACACAAGGUAGCUGGCAGCCAUCUGAAAAAGCUAAGGUUGGCACUGUUUCGAACCAGUGAGGAAAGAAGCCACCUGCUGAGUUAACAGGCUUAACUCAGUGAGAGAAAACAAAUUGUAUUAAUAAAUUCUAACAAAUUUUAAAUCAAAUUAACCAUUAAAUAUUUGUACAUGCUGUGCUUGUAUAUGACUGCUUAAGACUUUAAUAACUGACCGUCAUUAUUGUAACAAAAACAGUGUUGGUUAGUAUAUAAACGUUUUUGCUGUAGGCUGAGCUUGGGAAAAAGGAGCAAUGCAAGUAAACUGCUAUAAUCCA